Exophiala mesophila is the source of this 2575-nucleotide messenger RNA. RefSeq lists its product as uncharacterized. Bases 104 to 2425 code for a protein of 773 amino acids. Gene Ontology annotation, cellular component: chromatin. The record is from RefSeq and is a predicted model, not a curated record. Gene Ontology annotation, molecular function: RNA polymerase II cis-regulatory region sequence-specific DNA binding; zinc ion binding; DNA-binding transcription factor activity, RNA polymerase II-specific. Gene Ontology annotation, biological process: DNA-templated transcription; regulation of transcription by RNA polymerase II. The transcript has 7 exons. Lineage: Eukaryota; Fungi; Ascomycota; Eurotiomycetes; Chaetothyriales; Herpotrichiellaceae.
UGUAUUUCCGCCAACCCCCAGAGAUCGGCUCCCCAGGUCUCUUCGACCCUCCACAUCGAAACCCCGAACCCUCGCCUCCGCCAGCUAUCCUUGAAGCCAUGUGAUGGCCAGCCUCAACAUAACACAAGUAACCCGGCAAGAAAAGAAGUGUGAUAUCUGCUCUCGUUGUUUUGCUCGCUCGGAACACCUGAUCAGGCAUCGGCGGACACACACUAAAGAAAAGCCAUUCACGUGCCCAUAUUGCCGUAGAUCCUUUCAGAGAUCAGAUAUCAAGGCAGUGCACGUGAAGAAAUGUCCUGCGGCCCCAGUGGAUCAAAGCAAUGGCGAUACUACAACCGAAGGUGGCACGCGAAGACGUGUCCGCAUCGCCUGCGACAACUGUCGAAAACGCAAAAUGCGCUGUGACGGAAGUCCAACCUGCGCAUCUUGUCAAGCAGCAGGUUCUGUCUGUCAUUACAGUUGUUCCAGCGAGACACGGGCUCCCUCAAGUCAGGGAUCACGUCAAGGCAUCUCCAUCCUGGGAGACAUCGAUCCAGUCUUGCAAAAUGUCCACAUGCCAAUAGGUGACACACGCGGUUCGCCGUCGGCGACUCUUGACAUGACCAGCUCAAAUAUUGACAAGGCUUCAACUUUAGAUUCCAGUUUGGAAGUUGCGAAUGGCGGCAACAUAAUCCUGCCCAUGCCUUUCCCAGAGCUUAACUUUCAAGGCGUGGCUCCCGAUGAUUCAGCAGCACAAGUCUCAACGGAUAUUCAUAUGCCAGAUCUGACCUCCUUGAAUAUGCCACUCUCUGGUGAAAAUGCCUUCUUCAAUCUCCCAGAAAAUGACAUUCUCGGUGAAUUCUGGCAAACCCCAGUCAUGAAUAGCCAAUUCUGGUUCGAUGGCUCAGAAUUGGCAUGGAGUGCCGGGCUAUUUGACUCAAAUUCACCCCUUCACGAUCAUAUCUUGUCAUCGUCCAUGCAAGAUCUCACAGCGUCCAUGCAAGAAUACUUUGAUCGAAAAUCUCGAGCGCCCUCCCCUUCUUUAAACAAGGCCAGCAGAAUGUGGUAUUCCACCCCACCAAAUCUGGUUGACCACAAUAAAGACGUCCUUCGAGUCUUUCUUGGCAUAUUCCGCCGGCAUAUUCCUGAGACAUUUUCACUUUUCAAGGAUAACACUUCUGGACGACAGAAUCGUGCAGCAUACAUUCUGGCCAUGGCUGCCAUGGGGGGUCUUUUUUGCACCGUCCCCGGCAGCGCUCAAGUGGCCAAGUCACUGUACAACGAUGCGCGAAGGCUGCUUCUUGCACAUUUUAAUAUCAGAAAUGACCAGGAUGAAGUCACCAUCGGCAAUGAAGAGAAGCUUGUGGUAGUAAAGACCGUACUCCACCCUCAAAGACUGAUGUUUUGCUCACAGGCUGACAAUACGAAGUUCAUUCUUUUGGAGCUUUAUGGUCUGUGUAGCGGGGACAAGAGAAGCUAUGAGUUCGUCGAAGCUUUCCAUGGGAAUCUCAUCCAUUCAGUCCAAGAAUUCAGUCAAGCCUCACAAGGUCUUGGAGCGACUGACGAUAGAAACAACAGCUAUGUCCAGCUACUUGAAGCGCUUUACAUCUUGGACUGUUACCGCGUCAUCAUCAUGCAGCGCCCUGCAUCCUCAUCUUGGCAACGCGCCGAUAUUUUUGUUCAGCAAUCACUGCUUGAUACCCCGGUCUCUCAUUUAUCAGCACUAAUUGCGGAGCUUAAUGACGGAAACCACAACUCCGUAUUACAGACCUCUAACACCUUUGGUUUGGCCAGUUUAGCUUCUUUGAGUACUCAUCUUUGGCCAGCGAUUUAUUCACGACAGAAUAGAUAUGGGGCAGAUAAAGUUUUGAUAGAAAGCUUGUCGCUAUGGAACCCUAGCUAUGUCGAGUUGGCUUGCGACAACUGGCUUCGGACGGUCGGACAAGCACAGGAGCCAACUCAUCUCACUGUCUACCACAUGAUGAACAUUAUGCUUCAUGCCAAUUUGACAGUCCUGCAAAGUUUUGCCCACUCGUCUCCAGGUUCAGCAGUGCGAGACCCAAAGAAAAGUUCGAUUGCGAAGGAGAUUGUCGCGUGGGCACAGGACAGGAACUUCAAGAUAUCAUGCUGGCACGCGGAAAACAUGAUUGCAUCCAUUGAAGGAGCAUUUUCAGUGCCCAGUUCAAGGACUGAGCAUGGAUAUCACCAUUCACAUCACGCUUCAUCUAACCCGGAGCAGCGGAGGCUACCAUACGAAGCACCACACGUUCCAUAUGCGGUGUACUAUGCCACAUUGGUCUUGUGGUGUGGCUCUGUGAUUGUGAAUGGAGUAGUCACGUCCUCAACUGCUGCUCUUGCUCAGAUUGCUAGAGGAGAGCGCGUCCUUUCCUUGCACAAGGUGCAUAUCGCCCAGCUUCUCGCACGAGUUCUGCAUGAGGUAAAGUAGGGGGUCUACUCCUGUCUCUGGUCGAUCCUCUAAUCACAUUUGCUACAUUAAUAAGUGGCCCGACUCCAGUGCUAUUUUCUUAUUCUUUUUGAGAGACGUUUUCCACGGCGAUGUCCCGCUCAUAUAGAGGUCGUCAAUCUGCUCUAGGCU